Molecule: messenger RNA, 501 nt
Organism: Pipistrellus nathusii (Nathusius's pipistrelle)
Lineage: Eukaryota; Metazoa; Chordata; Mammalia; Chiroptera; Vespertilionidae
Source: the annotation of a GenBank genome assembly
AUGCAUUGUCCCUGGAAACAUUGUGUGUCAUCACCUGCCUCCUUCGGGGAUGAGAGCAGCGUCUGGUCAUUGGCAGCAGGUCCUGACCCCUUCCUCUCGAUGCUGGCAUCCAGUCCAGGGCUCAGGGACACCCGCCUGUGGUUGAGUACCACAGUCUCAGAUGGAAAGGGAGCUCCAGCAUGGCUGCCUCUGAGCUCAGGUUCUUCCCAGCCUCUUUGCUCUCCAUACAGUAGUGUUCCCAAGGCUUCCGUCUGCCGGGCACAGCCUGGUUACCGCCUGUCUGAGCCUCGCCUUCUCUGUUCCCAGACAAGUGGGUCGGGUUGUGGUGCAAAGCAGUGUGCAUCCUGCCGCCCUGCUUUGUUGGUCUGGAGCAGAGAAGAUGCAGACCCCCCUCACUCCUCAGGCCACUUGUCCAUCAGCCCAGGGUUCCCCGUGUGUGUGGGUUCCCAGCAGGCAUCAGGAAGCAAAGACCCCAGAGCUGUUCCCCACCCUCAAACAUGA